UAGGUCUGCAAACCGUUUCCGCGAGGUGCCUCGGUGCCGCUGCGCGCAGCCUUCGGGCCCCAUUCAAGUCCCUGACCCGAGCCCGUGUGCGCGCUCUCUCUCUGCUUCUUCCUUGCCGGCGCUUCUGCACCGAAUGGACGCUGGACGCUGACGAUGCAUGGCUGCAGGAUCCUGCGUGUCCUCUCCGCGUCGCUGCGCCUCGAGGGCGACUUUGACUUUAGAGCGCUGGCCAAGGCGACGCCCGGCUACGUCGGCGCCGAUCUCGUCGCGCUCACCGCUGCCGCCGGCAUCCUGGCCGUCAAGCGCAUCUUCAGCGACAUGGGCAACGGCGGCCCGCUGCAGCUCGAGGCAAGGACAAGCCAAGGCGACGUGGAGAUGGCUGAGCAGAAGGAGACGGACGCCGUGGGCACCGCCGCCGCCGCCGUGGAGCCUGUGCCUGCGCCGACACCGGCGGCUCCUUCGGCAGUGGCCCGCGCCACGGCCUCCUUCUUCGAGGCCAUGCCCGCGGCGCUGGCCAACUCGUCGAUUGCCACCUUUCUGCGCACGCACCCCAGCGCCCUGAGCGCCAGCGAGCUCGCGCCGCUUAGCAUCACGGGCGCCGACUUUGCCGCGGCGCUGCCGUCGGUGCAGCCGUCGUCGCAGCGCGAGGGCUUUGCCACCGUGCCCGACGUGACGUGGGCGGACGUGGGAGCGCUGCACGAGACGCGCGACGAGCUGUGCAUGGCCAUCGUCGAGCCCAUCCGGCGGCCCGAGCUCUUCCGCGCCGUCGGCGUCAGUGCCAGCUCGGGCGUGCUGCUCUGGGGCCCGCCGGGCUGCGGCAAGACGCUCCUGGCAAAGGCCGUGGCAAACGAGAGCGGCGCAAACUUCAUCAGCGUCAAGGGCCCGGAGCUGCUGAACAAGUACGUCGGCGAGAGCGAGCGCGCGGUGCGCCAAGUCUUUGCGCGUGCCCGCACGUCGUCGCCGUGCGUCAUCUUCUUCGACGAGCUCGACGCGCUGGUGCCGCGGCGCGACGAUGCGCUGUCCGAGUCGUCGUCGCGUGUCGUCAACACGCUGCUGACGGAGCUCGACGGCCUCGAGGCGCGCGUGCAGACCUACGUAAUCGGCGCGACGAAUCGGCCGGACAUGAUCGACCCGGCCAUGUGCCGGCCCGGGCGCCUCGACAAGCUGCUCUACGUCGACCUGCCGCGCGCCGACGAGCGCCUCGAGAUUCUGCGCACCCUCACCACCCGCACGCCGCUCGCGGCCGACGUGGACCUCGAGGCCGUGGCGCUCGACGGGUGCGCCGACGGCUACUCGGGCGCCGACUUGGCCGCGCUGACGCGCGAGGCGGCCGUGCUGGCGCUGCGCGAGGCGCUGCGGCGUGCUCCUGCCGCGCCUUCUGCUGCUGCAGGCACAGGUCUCGGCAGCGAGAGCCGCAGCAGCGCCGUCGACGGCGUCGAGGUGUCGCAGACACACUUUGCCGCCGCGCUGGCAAAGGUGGCGCCGAGCGUCAGCAGCGCACAGCGCGCACGCUAUGCGGCCCUGCGCACGCGCCUGGCCGGCACGCCUGCCGGUGCGGGCGCUGGCGCUCGCGCAGCCAAGCGUGCGGCAGCCGACAACGGCGCCGAGCGGCCGCGACGCUUUGGCGGCGAUGGCGAGGCCGACGGCAGGGGAGAGGCGCCUGCACUGGCAUAGCCGCAGCGCGUCCGGAGCACAUCUAGAGUCAAUGAUACCCCUUGAAGCAGCCCUCCUCCACACUGAGUGCUUUGACAUAGAGGUAUGCUUGCUACCACAACACGGGAACUCCAGCCAGGCCGGUGUUCAGUGCCGCAAGCGUACCGGGCGCCCAGGCUCGGUACCUAGCCUCGGC
Molecule: messenger RNA, 1849 nt
Organism: Tilletiopsis washingtonensis
Lineage: Eukaryota; Fungi; Basidiomycota; Exobasidiomycetes; Entylomatales
Product: AAA-domain-containing protein
Exons: 2
Coding region: 154-1674 (506 amino acids)
Biological process (GO): ribosome biogenesis
Cellular component (GO): nucleus
Molecular function (GO): ATP hydrolysis activity; RNA binding; preribosome binding
Source: RefSeq, a predicted model, not a curated record